CCAGCUCUCCCUCCCCAGCCAGCUGCACACCCACCAUGGCCCCCUCACUACUGUCCCGCGCGCUCCCCUCCACCUCCCGCGCCCUCGCGCGCGCCCCGCCACGCACGCUCAUCCACGUCCGCUUCAACAGCGACAUCGCACCAGCGGCCCCGAAGCUCUCCGACGUCGCAGCCAAGGCGCGCGUCGUCAAGACCCUCCCCGACUUCUCCAUGGCCAACAAGGUCGCGGUCGUCACCGGCGCCGCCCGCGGGCUGGGUAACGAGUUCUGCCGCGCCUUCGUCCAGUCCGGCUGCACCUCGCUCGCCAUCGUGGACCUGAAGGAGGAGGAGGCGGAGCACGCCGCGCAGGAGCUCAUCAAGGCGGCAUGCGUUGACAGUGAGAUGGUCCCCAGCGACUACCGCGUCAUCGGGGUCGGGUGCGACGUCUCGUCCGAGCUCUCCGUCCAGCAGGCGUUCCGCCGCGUCAUGGACACGUACGGGCGCGUCGACUCGGUCGUUGCGUCGGCAGGUAUCGUCGAGAACUACUCCGCAUUCGACUACCCCUUCGAUCGGAUAAAGCGUCUCUAUGACAUCAACGUGCACGGCGCGUUCUUCACUGCGCGCGAGGCGGCGCGCAACAUGAUCCCGCAGGGUGGAGGCAGCAUCACGCUCGUUGGCAGCAUGUCCGCAAACAUCGUGAACAUCCCCCAGCCGCAGACGCCAUACAACGCGGCCAAGGCUGCGGUGAAGCACAUGGCGGCGAGUCUGGCAGUCGAAUGGGCCAAGAAGGGCGUCCGCGUCAACACGCUCAGCCCGGGUUACAUGCUCACCAAGCUCACGCGGACCAUCCUCGCGCACGACCAGGAGCUCAAGAAAACAUGGGAAUCGCUGACACCGAUGGGUCGGAUGGGCGAACCUGAGGAUCUUGCCGGCGCCAUCGUGUUCCUCGCCAGCGACGCAUCGCGGUUCAUGACGGGCUCGGAAAUCCGCGUCGACGGUGGCUACUGCGUGAUCUAAACGCGCAGUGUUUCUUUUCAUGUUUUGGAUUACGAACGGACUCGCAUGCUUCCAGUGCACUUAGACAUCCUUCAUAGAUGUAACCUACGAACCGGUCUUGGCUAUUCCUCGGGGACACUGUUGCUGUUUGCUUGCUCUCACGCUCCCUCACACAAGUCUCCCGCUCCUCUCUUACCCCUCACCUCCCCUGUUUACCCUCGCUGUUCUGUACAAAACUUCCCGCGACUGCACCUAGCCCGCAAACGAUACAUAGUACCCGUAAUCUUAUUCGAAAAUGUAUACGACGGUGGUUCUCC
Trametes versicolor FP-101664 SS1 is the source of this 1291-nucleotide messenger RNA. Its product is annotated as NAD-P-binding protein. Bases 36 to 995 code for a protein of 319 amino acids. Gene Ontology annotation, cellular component: intracellular anatomical structure. NCBI's taxonomy places the organism in Eukaryota, Fungi, Basidiomycota, Agaricomycetes, Polyporales, Polyporaceae. Gene Ontology annotation, molecular function: oxidoreductase activity, acting on NAD(P)H, oxygen as acceptor. The transcript is spliced from 10 exons. The record is from RefSeq and is a predicted model, not a curated record.